Messenger RNA from Cloeon dipterum, 2905 nucleotides. RefSeq lists its product as uncharacterized. Gene Ontology annotation, molecular function: phosphatidylinositol bisphosphate binding. Gene Ontology annotation, cellular component: membrane. The transcript is spliced from 12 exons. The record is from RefSeq and is a predicted model, not a curated record. The coding region runs from base 63 to 2039 and encodes 658 amino acids. Lineage: Eukaryota; Metazoa; Arthropoda; Insecta; Ephemeroptera; Baetidae.
AAGAUAGUAAUAAAACACGUCCCAGCAGAACGCACAAAAAUAAUCUCACAUCAAACCAAACCAUGGAGGACAACGUUGGCGAUUUGAAGAUUCGGCCACUCUCACCAGAAUUGCUGGAGCACGCGAAAAAGAAGCUGAACGAAGAUCCAAAAAGACGAGCGGAUGACGUGAAGGCGAUUCGAGAAUGGCUGAAAAAGCAGAAGCACAUCAUCGGCGAACCAAGCGACCAAAUGAUCGUGAACUUCCUCAGAGGUUGUAAGUUCAGUUUGGAGAGGACCAAAGAAAAGUUGGAUAUGCACUUCACAAUGAAAACACUUGUGCCGGAGCUAUUCAAAAACCGUGACUUGGCCAGCAACCCGCAUUUGAGAGAAGCUCUGGAUCUGGGUUUCUUCUUUCCCCUCGGAUUAGACAAUGAAGGACGAAGAGUAUUUAUGUUUUUGGGAGGCAAAGAUGACCCUGACAAGAAAAUGGCUUUAGACAUUUUUAAGGUGAACUACAUGAUGAUGGAAUAUUUUUUAUUGAACGACGACGCUGGCGUAGUGAAAGGGGCAGUUUUCGUUAGUGAUAUGUCCAACUUUAAAAUUGGACACAUGACCCAAGCAAUGCCGAGCCUUAUGAAAAAAGUGGCUGUCUGCUCUGAGGAAGGCUAUCCUUUUAGGCCCCAGGCGAUGCACGUUAUAAAAAUGCCCUCUUUCAUGGAGACGAUGUUCAAGUUGUAUCAGUCUUUCAACAAAGAAAAACUAAACCGAAGGACUUUUGUUCACGGAAAAGAUUACGACACCCUCUUUGAAAAAGUGCCAAGGAAAAUAGUGCCACAGGAUUUUCAUGGCGAAGGACCGCAUUCUGAAGAAUUAGCUAAAAAUUUUGCCGCGGAGGUGUUUGCUUUCAAUGACUUUUUCGUGGCUGACGAGAAAAACGGUGUGGAUGAAAAGAAGCGAGUUGGAAAAUCGAAAACCAAAGAAGAUUUGUUUGGAAUGGAGGGAUCCUUUCGCCAGCUCACCUUGGACUAUAACCUUAAAAAUGUUGCAAACUGCGAUUACAUCACCUCACAUGUUCAGCUAACAUUGUCAGUUGUUUGGACCAAGAAAAUGGAAGACGACGUGGGCACUUUGAAAAUUCGGCCGCUCUCGCCCGAAUUGCUGGAGCACGCGAUCAAAAACUUGAAUGAAGACCCAAAGAGACGGGAGGCAGAUGUGAAAGCGAUCAGGGAAUGGUUUAAAAAGCAGACGCACAUCAUUGCUGACCCCAGCGACCAGUUGAUUGUGUCCUUCCUCAGGGGCUGCAAGUUCAGCCUGGAAAAAACGAAGAAAAAAUUAGACAUGUACUACACCAUUAGGUCGAUGGCGCCAGAAUUUUUCAAAAACCGAGAUUUGAACAAAGACGCAAAGCUCAGAGAAGUCAUCGAAAAAACUUACAUGUUUCCGAUCGGCUAUGACUACGAGGGACGUAAAGUGUACAUGAUGGUAAUCGGCAAGGAUGACCCAGAAGGAAAAUUUAAAAUGGAAGACGUAAUCAGGGGAAACUUUGUUCUGGUUGACUACAUGGUGUUGCACGACGAUGAGUCCAUUGUUAAAGGGAGCGUUCAAAUAGGCGAUUUAGCAAUGAUGAGAAUGUCCUACGUCACUCAAAUGAUGCCCAGCUUCAUGAAAAAAAUGAACGUUUGUUUCGAGGAGGGAUAUCCAUUUCGACCACAAGCAAUGCACAUGAUCAACAUGCCCUCGUUCUUUGAAAAAGUGCUAAAAUUUUUCCAGUCGUUCCAGAAGGAGAAAAUGACUCGCAGACAAACAGUCUACGGUAGUGACUGGGAGAAAAUGUAUGAAACAGUUCCUAAGAAAAUAAUGCCCAAUGAGUAUGGUGGCGAGGCAGGAACAAUCGAUAGCCUGAGCAAGAAAUUUGCAAAGGAACUGCUCGAGUUCAACGAUUGGCUUAUUGCUGAUGAGAAAAAUGGCGUGGACGAGAAAAAGAGGAUCGGAAGAGCGAAAACCAAAGAAGAUUUGUUCGGCAUGGAAGGCUCGUUCCGCCAACUUGAAUUUGAUUGAGAUCACAACGACAUCUGAUUUCAAGAGUUUUGGCUUUUAUUUUUUAGUUCUAUUCAAACGAUUACAAACUCAAUGCAGCGCAGAGUAGAGCCACCCCGUAUUUUUUUAUUCAUUUGUUUUUAGCUGAAAUAAUAUGUAGUGGUUGCGGAGCCGAUCUCCUACUCAUUUUUCAUUUUUGGCUCAAUGUAUAUUGUUAGUAUUUAUUGAUAAAUUUUUAUUAGGCGCCUGUUUGUUAGAAAUUCGUAAUGCAACAGUGAGAGAAUUUUUAUUUUAAUCAGAUUUCUCCGGACUUUCGACCAAUUAGGUCGCAAAUCGAAGAAGAAAAGUAAAGUCUAUAAAAAAAUAAUAAAGGAUAUCAGUGGGUCCCCUAUCUCACAAUGAAUAAACCGAUCAAAAGAAAAGCAUUAUCUCAAAACUAAAUCUUUUCAUAUUUUGCCUCCAGACACAAUGAUAAUAGUUUAAGUUAAAUAUUGGCAUUAUAAGGGUAAUGAGAGAAAUCUGCAAAAAUUUGCCAGAGGAAUAGAAAGUAAUUUGAUUCUGGCAACAAUAAAUGAUCGCAAAGAACUUUAAAUCACAGGUUUCUAAAAAAAAUUAACUGCACUUGCCGCAACAGUAGUGAGCACAAAUCAAAAAGAAGGAUAAUUAUUGACACAAUUAUUUAUUUUACAAUCAGCCUAAUUAGAAUAAACUAUUGCAAUUAUUUUUUCUUGCUCGAUUCUUGUUUCCAGUUGCAUAAUUUUUAAAUUGGUAUAAAUGGCUUGAGUUCAUGAAAACUUUUAGAUCUGACAUUAUCGCGCAGCGAAUAUACUUGCUGCAUAAAAAUGUUCAUAACCAUCUCACCUCUAGAAAUUUAAUGCUUUAUAAAA